Molecule: messenger RNA, 717 nt
Organism: Entrophospora sp. SA101
Lineage: Eukaryota; Fungi; Glomeromycota; Glomeromycetes; Entrophosporales; Entrophosporaceae
Source: the annotation of a GenBank genome assembly
AUGGAAGGAGAUGAAGGUGAACAAGUUGCUCCAAAUUUUAAUAAAGAAGGAUGGUAUACUGAUGCUUUAGAUUAUUGGUCUUCAACACCGGCAACUAUUAAUGGUAUGUUGGGAGGAUUUGGAGUAGUUUCACAGUUAGAAACCAAUUCAUCUAUCGAAUUUAUUAAAGAGUUUAUUGAAGGAAGAAAAGGAGCACGUAAUGUAAUAAAAGUUCCACCAUAUAUAACAAAAUCAUAUGCAUUAGAUUGUGGUGCAGGGAUUGGCAGAGUUACAAAGCAUUUUUUGUUAAAAGUAUUUGAAAAAGUAGAUUUGGUAGAAUAUACACCAAAGUUUAUUAAACAAGCCGAAUCACAAUAUCUGCUUAAUGAGAAAAAAUCAGGCAAAAUAGGUAAAUUUAUAUGUAAAGGAUUACAGGAGUUUACACCAGAAACAAAAAAAUAUGAUAUGAUUUGGUGUCAAUGGGUUCUGUCGCAUUUAACUGAUGAAGAUCUAAUUCAAUUUUUUAAAAGAUGUAAAAUUGGAUUAAAAAAUAAUAAUGGUAUUAUUGGUAUUAAAGAAAAUAUUAAUGCAAUUGGUUAUUGUUUAGAUAAAGAUGAUAGUAGUGUCACCAGAUCUGAUAAAAUAUUUAAAGAAAUUUUUGAAAAAUCUGGAUUAAAAUUAAUUAAAGAAGCAGUUCAAUUUGGAAUGCCUGAAGGUUUAUUUGAAGUAAAAAUGUAA